AUGCUUCCCCCUCGUGCAUACUUCUUCAUCGGCCUUAACGGCGUCCGCAUCCUCAGUAUCAUUGCGAUGCUGCUCGUCUUUGCAAGCGGCAUCUUUGUGCUCGUCAGCGACAUCCAAGCGGUCAACCGCUCCAUGAAAGCGCCGGACACCGAUAUGACGGACUGCGACUACAUCGAAGGGAGCACGGUCCCCAACCAACCCGCGGGCGUCUUCUGGGCGGUCGUCAACCGGUUGUUCAUCAUCUUCCAAGUCGUCGUGCUCAUCCUCUCCGAGAUCGGCUGGCCCGCCGCCUUCUUCGACCGCUUCUUCCCCGUGCUCGGGCCCACGUUCGGCCUCGGCGCGCUCGGCAUCUUCCAGUGCCUCAUCGGCGCGACCGUGCUCUCGCACCACGUCGACGACUUCACGCUCGUCGCCGCCUUCUUCCUCUUCGCGCUCGGCUGCCUCAACAUGCUCCUCGGCCUCGUCUUCCGCGAGAAGGCCAAGGAGAAGCGCUCGAUCAUGUCCUGGCGCGCGGAGGCGAAGGGCGUGCUCCCGAGCCACCGCGACAUGCGCCCGACGUUCGCGCGCCCCGCGUCCGCGUCGUUCGUGAACAGUAUGUUCAAGGGCGGCAAUGACAGGGCGCAGCCGGAGGAGUUUGGCCAGAAGGGGCAUGGCUUCGGUCGCCAGGGUGAGAAGGCUGCAGGUCUCAAAGGUUUCUUGAUCUCGAAGCCCCUCGAGAGCCUGCCGCGCUACGCGCCGCCCCCGCCUCGUUCCGAUAGCUCUCGUGCUGGCACGCCAGAGCCCACGUUCAAGUCCAGCGCUACGGCCAUCUAAGCAACGGCCUCGCGGCGGACACGAUGACUCACGACCACCGGACAUCGCAUGUCUGACUCUCGCUGAUCCUUGUCUCCCACACCACUGUAUCGUUAUAACUCUAUCGCCUGUAGAACGGACUGUAUCUUACAUGUAGACUAGUGUUGGGUAAUAUGAGGAUGCGGGCGAGAUGCCUCGCUGUGAACAGAUAUAAGGUGUACCGUGUACAGUCAGUCCGAGAGAUCCAUAUCCUCUUCGCUCUCCUGGUCGCAAUCUGAUGGGUCGGUCGUGGGCAUGUGGCUGACCUGACUAUGAAGAAACGGCGUAGACGGCGGAGGUGGAGGAGCGUAUGUGGUUGGAGGCAGAGGCGGCGGACUUGAGCUCGGGGGAGGAGGCGCAGGUGGAGGUGAUGCGGCGGGCUCCGGCGGCGGAUGGUUGGCAUGACCAAGCGGAGGCGCGACACCAGCAACGAUGCUUUCCCAGAGAGCCUGGCGUUCAACUGAGAACGUCGAGCCGUCAGGGGGAGAAGAGCGACCAUUCACGCCCGCCUGAGGUUGGAGCCCUGGGCACACCGGUAGCUUAGACCACAAGAAGUACGUGUUUGGAUACGUUGCCCAGCGCUUUGGGGUUUCGGUCUGUGCGUCAUCGUCGACCGAGCUUUCCUUGACAUCGUAUACUGCAUCCGCUGAAUGGAGCUUCAGCAGCUCUUCUCCAUCUGAGACGAUCAUGAAGUCGCACUCUUCGUCAGCUUCGCCGUCAGCGUCUGUUAGAAAUUCCCAGACGCGUUUGCGGGGAUCGUGUGGGCUGAUCCAGCCAGGAGGGUAGCCCCAGCAGGAUAUCUUUGACAGCCAAGGGACACGUUCUCCGGGAUCGCCGUCGCGCAGUCCCAGAGCGUCCCGGAGGAGAGGACCCUUGAUCUCGCCGGGUUCGAAUUCGUCGAGCCAUUGAAGCCUUUGGUUGCGCCACUCGACGACUUCGUGAACUCGCAUAUUUCGUCCGGGGCCAGACUUGUGGAAGAAGUUGUACUUUUGUCUUGAGAGCGCGACGACGUCGUGAUCGAUGCGCUGGGGACAGGCGGAGACGAUGUGGCCUGGCGUUCCACAGUUGAAGCAGCGUUGGACGUACGAUGAAAGCCCAUCCUCCUCUUCAGCAACGUCGCCCAGAACCUCUUCGUGGUGGCGAAGAUACCACGGGGGCGAGCUGAGCGGGCCAUCCUCGAUGUACUCCGCGAGGCCGACUAGUCCGCCUUCGUCCACGGCGAACUCUCCCACGUAUCCAGCGCCUGGUUCACCGUCUGCGCGUCCCAGCGCCCCUUCGCCACCUCCCGGCCCUCGAUGUGCAGCGCCGGGAUCCAGUAGACAUACUUGCGCUUCCAGCGUUCCUGGCCCGGGUCCUGUAUGUUGAUCGUCUGGAGCUCGAACGGGCGGUUCUGCCUGACUUUGGCAAGCUCCGCCUUCGCUGUAUCGCACAGAGAGCACUGUGGGCCUGAAAAAAGGGUAAGACGGGCUAUUCGACCGACACCGCUGCGGGCUGCCAUACGAGGACAC
Trametes versicolor FP-101664 SS1 is the source of this 2339-nucleotide messenger RNA. RefSeq lists its product as uncharacterized. Bases 1 to 813 code for a protein of 270 amino acids. Lineage: Eukaryota; Fungi; Basidiomycota; Agaricomycetes; Polyporales; Polyporaceae. The record is from RefSeq and is a predicted model, not a curated record. The transcript has 5 exons.